This is a messenger RNA of Ciona intestinalis (vase tunicate), 4178 nucleotides long. NCBI's taxonomy places the organism in Eukaryota, Metazoa, Chordata, Ascidiacea, Phlebobranchia, Cionidae. The record is from RefSeq and is a predicted model, not a curated record.
CAUUUUGUCAGAUCUUUAAGAUGGUUACUUUGCGCGAAAAUUAAAUGUUUUAAAUUCUGCGACUUAUUUAUGCCGUUUGUCUGAAGUAUGGAUCAAUCACUUGACGAUUUUCAACUACCAAGACUGAAAAAGUUACGACGAGUCAAAAAGACGUCAGUUAGAAAAACUUCCAGUUCACAACCUACAAAUUUAUUGCACGAUAACCGUCAUGAUAACUUAAAGACACUUAAUAUUGAAAUAGAACCUCUGCAAGGGGGUAAAACAUCCACGACUGCUGCGAAUGAUGAUACACUGGAUGAGGUCGAAGAAAUUGAGAAUUUCUUUGAAAAUCAAAGUCAUUCUUUCCCUAAACCAGAUAACAGCAUUUCUUCUACAAGUGCUAACAAUCUAAAAGAUGAAAUCCAGAAAGAUAAAAAACAGAAACGAAAUUUUGAUGAGGAUGUAGAGGGAUCAGUAAUGGAUGAUGUCAGCAUUCCUGUUCUUCAAAAUCUUCCCGAUCUCUGCUGCUCUCCCGGAGGCAUCUGCAACAUCUGUAACAAGAAAAUCCCGAAAUCAGAAUGCCAGGAUCAUCACAGGCGAUGUAUGCGGGAACGUUUUGCUUCAGAAUCCGAUCGUAAUUGUCCAACAUGCGGAAAAUACAUUGUUUCUAAAGCAGAGUUCACUAUCCAUACCAAAGCAUGUGAAGAGCUGAACAUAAAAGCUUGCAGAGAAAUCUUGAAUGAACCAAAGGUGACCUCUUCUUACUUCAACAUAAAGGAGGGAAUAAAGAAAGACAGUAAAGAAGAGAUGGUAGAUUUUAACUGUCCAACUUGUGAAAAGGAUUUAACCAAUUUUAACACUUCAUCCAGACAGCAUCAUAUUAACAGAUGUUUAGAUGGUCAGCUUUCUCAUGGCAAUGUUCUAACUAGAAAGUGCAGUCCAUCGAAACGGCAGAUAAAACAGGGUCAUGAAAGUGGUAGCGCAAGUGAAGACAAGUCAUCUUUUGUGUGUUCGAAGUGUGACAAGGUUUUAAAAUCUUCUAGAGGGCUUAAGAUACAUCGGAAGGCAUGUCUGAACAAAGAUGGCAACGCAAUGCAAACGAAAACCAAAGGGAAGCAAAGACGUGUAUUGCGCAAUCCUAAAAGUGAAGAUGAAGAACAAAUUCAGAUAGCAAAAGCAUUGUCCAAAUCACAGCUGAAAAUGGAAAAAUCGAAAAAGAAAACCAGUCGUACCAGAAAAAAAGAAGUCCCAGUUCCUGUGAUGCUUGAGAUGAGCGUUAAUUCUCGUAAAGCUGCGGUUGAUGCUCGAGUUGCUGAGUUGGUAAUGAAUGCAGUUUCGUCUUCAGAUAAACAAUCGGAUGAAGAAAAUGAAUUUUCAUCCACGCCAGUGUUGCCAGCUCCAAAAUGGAAUUCAAGGAAAUCUCGAUCUGGAAACACUGAAACAUCGAGUGAUGAAAGUGUGGUUCUGAUACAGAACACAUCAGAUAUGAACAACCAACACGCGUCUAAUGAAGAUAAGAACGUUACAGACAGUGAUUUAGAUGUUUUAUCUAACAGGAAAACAUAUUCCGAUGUUAAAGAACCGGAUGAAACUGGUUCGAAACAGUAUAAGUUCAAAAGCAAAUUUGCCAAGACCAGCAAAAGCAAGUGGGGGCUUACUGGAGAAAAUAUUUUAAGGAAUGAAAACUACACGGUUUCAGGUUUGCUUUCUCAGUUUGAAGUUCGGAAAACACUUCAGGUAGAAGUUGUUGAUAUCAUUUCAGCAGAAGAUGGUAGUCUUGAAAAUGAAGUCACAAAGAGCCCAAAACAGGUUUUUAAACAGAAUGAUAAAGUUUUACAAGAUAUGUGCUUUACAAUUAGCCCUGAUGCUUCAAAUAACAGUUUGUGUUUCAAUGACAGCACCCCACCACAACCACAUAAUGAAAUCAAUGAGGAGACCAAUAUUUCUCUAAUGAUGGAUGAGCAGGUUCCAGCAGUUGAAGAUACAACAAGUUUCAAUGAGGAAAAUGUUUCAAAAACCACCCAUCAAGUUCAGAACGACCAAAACACCUGUGUUAAUGAUCCAACUAGUUCAACUGAAGUUGGGUCCAAUCCUCCUUUAUAUAAGCAGCUGCUGUGUCUCAGCACAGAUAUGGGCAAGUUGCUGAACAAUGAAAAAUACAGUGACAUGACCCUGGUGUUUCCGGAAGGUUCCAGAGAAACCACCCUCCAUGUUCACCGCUGUAUGUUGCUGUGCAGAGCUCCUCAAUUAUUAAAGAGUCUGGAGCGCCACUGUAAUAAGAUGGACAUCUGUUAUUUAAAGCUGAGCAACCUUGCAGACUUCUCACCUUUGCUUUACCACAUUUACACUGGGUGUGGUGAUAUUGGUGACUACUUACAACAGCUGGAUAAAGUUUUAAAGCAGUUAGCAGAAGAAGAUCACACCUUGGGUGGCAGGAGCAAUUCUCUUCUGCAUCAGAACAGUGAAACUGAAGUAAAUUCGAUUGAGCAGUUGUUUGAUGCAUCAGAUUAUGAAGUGGUUCAACCAACUUGCGAUGAAAGUGUUGAAGAAAUUGGACAAAGUAGUGAGAUGGGAACAAAACAAUGUAGCGUUCGUCUUCAUAAGAUAUUAGAUGUUGAAACUUGUUCAGAAACGGAUAAGUCCGAGUCAGAUUGUAGGAGUCAGUCUUCAGUUCUUCAUUCAGAUGAUGAUUUGUUUGAAACUACAACUCCAAAAAUAUCAAUGAAGCGUCUCAACCAUUAUUCUCCAUGCCCAACGUCUGGUGGAGUUUCCUCUGUUGAUUAUGUCGAUGAAAGUGCAUUUGUUUUUGAGGGGUGUGCUUUAAACAAUUACUCAGCAGAUUCCUUGGACCAGUAUGACUCACCAAAAGACAAACGAGUAACUCAGCUGAAACGAAAAUCGCUUCACAUAACUCCAAUUGUAGGAAAUCGUUCAAAGUCCCGGAGAAUGGCGGGGAGCACUCCGAAGAGUGUUGUUCAACAUAAAGACAAUGUUAUGCAAUCUCCAAUGAACGUUAGCGACUUAUCUGCAAUAUUUCCUCAAAAUGAAACAGAGAGAAGCAAUAAGCCUCAGUUUAAAACUCCCAAAAGAGAAUCACUGUCAGAAUCUGCUAAUAGUGAUUAUGAAAGUGACCCACCUGCUGAAAAACUCCCAUUUCAAAAUUUAACUGAAGAAACUUCUAACACAAAUUCCACACCUGGAUGUGCAAAAGAUUUCAGUGAAACUUUAGAAUUAGAUUCCGUCUUAAUUCGUGCGCUAGAAGAGGCAGAUAAUGUCCAAGGUGGAUCAAAACACAACGAUAAUUUUAAAACACCAAAAAUGAAAACAAGAAGCAAGAAAACAUCAGAUAUGGUUCCUAUUACUCCGAUGCCCAAUUACAGUGACUUGGACACUCCAGAAAUCAUCAAAAAAGGUCAGGAUUUUGGACUGAAGAAAACAUUGGGCAAGCGUAAGAUAAAAACAAAGUUAAAGGAAGCAUUUCUUUACAACCACCAAGUUGAAAGUUCUUCUGAAGACGAACAACCUGACAUGAACGAUAAUGAUAAGCAUGUCGCUGUCACGUCUACUUCACCAUUGUUACUUCAUAAUUAUGAAACGGAAACUGAAAGUGAGCUCACAAUGGAUGGAGCAGAUGAUUCAAGUAAGAAGAAUGCGGAGGAAAUCAUUAAAGCAACUGAAAUAUUGGAAAGACAAUCAGAUAAAGAGUUUUGUCGCCAAGUCACUGCGGCUCUUAACUCCUCACUAAGGAGGGGUGUUAUGGCAACUGCCCUGAGAAAUGCAGCAAAAUCAAGUGCUGGUUUACCUCGUGGGUCAGAAGCAGACAUGGUGAAUUGGUUGAAUCGUUUAUCACCGGGCACCUCAAACUACAGCAGAGAACUCAACAUUCUACUAAGCCUUUCUGAAGAAAAGAAAGAUGCCUUGGUGUCGGCUCUCACUAAAUUCAGCAUCACCAAAGCAGAACAGCUUGGUCCACACAAACAAUAUCUGUUUGAGGCGUUACCUCACAUUUACAGAGUUAUGUUGAAGUUAAAUCCCAAGCUUAAACCAGCUUAAAAAUAAUCUGCUCAAAUUUAUUUUACCUUUCUUUCUUCUGACUCCUAAGCUUUUUAUAUUUUCUUUUGCAUAUUUCUUGAUAAGAUUUUCUUCACUGUUCUUUUUUCAUUGGGUGAUUCAGUUCCAAUAAACUGUUUGCUCAUUCA